Messenger RNA from Selaginella moellendorffii, 2331 nucleotides. RefSeq names its product pentatricopeptide repeat-containing protein At3g46790, chloroplastic. Gene Ontology annotation, cellular component: intracellular membrane-bounded organelle. The record is from RefSeq and is a predicted model, not a curated record. Gene Ontology annotation, molecular function: zinc ion binding; protein binding; RNA binding. The coding region runs from base 24 to 2249 and encodes 741 amino acids. Lineage: Eukaryota; Viridiplantae; Streptophyta; Lycopodiopsida; Selaginellales; Selaginellaceae. Gene Ontology annotation, biological process: RNA modification. The transcript has a single exon.
ACGAUGAUCCUUGAAUUCUGCAUAUGGACACGCUGGUUUUAGCAUCUUGGCCGGCAAGGCUCAAAGGUAAUGACGCCCGACAAAGCAGAGCAGCGGCUGCCAGGAUUGCUAGCUCGGAAAUCGAGGCAACUAUAAACAACAAAUUGGGAUUGGUGGAAAAUCUAGCAGAGGCAGUAAAUCAGCUAUACAGCGGCGCUACAGUAACAGAUCCCGGGGUUUACGUGGAGCUGUUGAAAUGGUCCGGCAGGGAACGGAAUUUAGACGAAGGAAAGCGUGUUCACUCCCACAUCAUGCAAACUGGAUACGAAGGGGAUCGUAUGGUGAUGAACUUGGUGGUGGAGAUGUACGGGAAGUGUGGGGAUGUGGAGCAAGCGGGAAACGUCUUCGAUAGUAUACAGGAUCCCAACGUGUUUUCCUGGACCAUCAUCAUCGCUGCGUAUGCCCAGAAUGGUCAUUGCAUGGAGAGCUUGAGGCUUCUUUCGAGGAUGAACCAGGCGGGUGUCAAACCAGAUGGUUAUACGUUUACAACGGUUCUAGGAGCAUGCACGGCCGUUGGGGCACUCGAAGAGGCCAAGAUUCUUCAUGCAGCUACGAUCUCGAGCACCGGCCUGGACAGGGACGCUGCAGUCGGCACUGCUCUCAUAAAUCUCUAUGGGAAGUGUGGAGCACUCGAGGAGGCUUUUGGAGUUUUCGUCCAGAUCGAUAACAAGGAUAUCGUCAGCUGGAGCUCCAUGAUAGCAGCAUUCGCUCAGAGCGGGCAAGCCAAGUCCGCGAUCCAGCUCUUGAUGCUCAUGGACUUGGAAGGUGUCCGUCCCAACAACGUCACCUUUGUCAAUGUCCUGGAGGCUGUCACGAGCUUGAAAGCCUUCCAAUAUGGCAAAGAGAUCCACGCCCGUAUCGUCCAAGCCGGUUACAGUGACGACGUCUGCCUCACAAGUGCGCUGGUGAAGAUGUACUGCAACUGGGGCUGGGUCGAGACUGCAAGGUCCAUCUUUGAGAACUCCCGUGAAAGAGACGUUGUGUCCUGGAGCUCGAUGAUAGCAGGCUACUCUCAGAACGAGUCGCCCGCAAGAGCACUGUCACUGUUCCGCGAGAUGGAGGUUGACGGUGUCCAGCCAAACUCUGUCACUUUUGUGAGCGCCAUCGAUGCCUGUGCCGGGGUUGGAGCUCUCCGACGAGGAACGCAGCUCCACGAGCGAGUCCGGUGCCUGGGCCUGGACAAAGACGUCCCCGUUGCGACCGCUCUCGUCAACUUGUAUGGGAAGUGCGGCAGGCUGGAAGAGGCCGAGGCCGUGUUUCUGGGGAUGAAGAAGAAGAACUUGCUCACUUGGACGUCGAUAGCAAUGGCCUAUGCUCAGAACGGGCAUGGAAGCCGGUCACUCAAGCUCUUGCACGGGAUGGAGCUUCAAGGCAUGAAACCCGACGGGAUAGUGUUCGUGGCCAUCCUUGUCUCGUGUAACUACGCCGGGCAGAUGAGCAAGGGACUCUACUACUACAAGCUGAUGACCCAAGACUUCGGCAUUGCUCCAGCGGUGGAGCACUGCGGCUGCAUGGUUGAUAUCCUGGGACGAGCAGGGAAGCUGGAGGCGGCGGAGCAGCUGAUAAACACUAUGAAGUUCGAGUCGAGCCUGGCGUGGAUGAUGCUUCUCACCGCUUGCAAGGCGCACAACGAUACCGCUCGAGCCGCCCGUGCCGCAGAGAAGAUCUUCCAGCUGGAGCCCAAGAACGCGACGCCUUACGUCCUUCUCUCGAGCGUCUUCUGCGCCGCUGGGAGCUGGGAGGCCGCUGAGGAGACGAGGAGGAGGAUGGAUGGCCGGGGGGUGCAAAGGCUACUGGGGAGGAGCUCGAUCGAGAUCGGGGACAGGGUGCACGAGUUUGUAGCGGCCAGCGAUGUGCUGCCUCACCACUUGGUCGGGGAGAUCUUCGCGGCCUUGGAGAAGCUAGGCAGGGAGAUGCAAGGCGCUGGCUACGUCCCGGAUGCUACUGCGGUGCGCUUGCGGGAUGUGGAGGAGGGUGGGAAGGAGAACGCGGUGCCAUACCAUAGCGAGAUGCUGGCGCUGGGACUGGGGAUCGUCUCCACGCCCGCUGGAACGCCGCUCCGGAUCACCAAGAACUUGAGGAUGUGCUCCGACUGCCAUAUCGCCACCAAGUUUGUGUCCAAGCUCGUCCACCGGCGUAUCAGCGUGAGAGAUGGAAGGCGCCACCACCACUUUGAGAAUGGAGUUUGCUCGUGCGGGGAUUACUGGUAGAAUGGCAAGAAUCUCGGGUGUGGAGACUAACGUUUAUGUAUGGCCUGAUACGUUGACCUUAUUUGACUUUCUUGACUUUGCA